Molecule: messenger RNA, 4118 nt
Organism: Botrytis cinerea B05.10
Lineage: Eukaryota; Fungi; Ascomycota; Leotiomycetes; Helotiales; Sclerotiniaceae
Exons: 7
Coding region: 133-3225 (1030 amino acids)
Biological process (GO): post-transcriptional regulation of gene expression
Cellular component (GO): cytoplasm
Molecular function (GO): mRNA binding
Source: RefSeq, a predicted model, not a curated record
AGCGCCAUCGACCUCCCCAACUUCUGCAUACACUCAUUUUGUCACAACAUUUCUGUUCCCGCGCCUGGACGUCCAGGACGAGGAGGAUAUUUUGGAUUAUUUCAUAUUUUUGUAGUCAUAUAGAUUAUCACCAUGGCAUAUUCGAAUAGCACUAGUGAUCGGAUGGACGAGUUGCGAUUUCGUAGCCAACAAGCAUCGAGGAAUGAUGCGUCCAUGCUUGGUCUUGUUUCUCCUCCUCGAAAUGGAAACCGAAUGCCACAAUCGUUACAACCUCAAGAGAGUCGUGGAGGACUGACGAGAAGAUUCACUACCGAUUCAGGGAGAGUUCCAACAAUUGCUUCUAUCACCAACCAGCGUACCGCGCAAGAAUCUCAGGAAUACGGUCCCUCGACGUACCAUAAAGUACAACUGUUAGAAAAAAAGAAACUCGAAUACGAGAGGCUCCGUGAACAAAAAAGGCGGUUUGAGGCGGAGAUGCAAUUGUUGGACCUACAACAGCGAAGAGACGAACAAGAGUUACAGCAAAUGCAAGAAGAUCUUGGUCGAUCUAAUAAUAACAAUAACAACGCCGGAAAUCAAUCAGAACCAACUACACCACCAGAAUACAGAGAAUCUUCAUCUGGUUUUCCUUCAGCAUUUUCCCGUCCUAAUAGAUAUUCGACAUCUAGCAUUACCUCCCCUCCAGGUCUUUAUAAUCGUCCAGGAAGAUCUGGCUCUCAACUCACAUCACCGCAAGCUGGAAUCAUGCAGUCUAGACUUAUAAUCGAUGAUAAGUUACCUUCAAAGUCUGUGCCAGGCUCACGCCGCAAUUCAGAUGAAGAUGAAAAGGAGGAAGCAGUAAGACAAGAUCCAACCAGCCAUCGUUCCACCAAUGCUCUCAAUAGAUAUUCUAUGCCAGUUACUAAAUCUCGCAACGGUAUGCACGAUAUGUUGUCCCUUGAUCAAACCAAUACUACUCGCUUUCUCUUCGGCGAAGAUGAGAAUGCUGCACCUGGAAGCGUUGAUAAAUAUUUGAAUAUGAACGCUACCGAUGACAAAUUCCCUAUUCUUGUUCGUCGCGACGAGUUCCCUGGUUUGCUUUCCGCUUCUUCUGCAGCACUAGAUUUAGCCUUAUCUCAAUCACCUGCACCAGAAUCCAACGGUAAUGGUUGGAGUUCGUUUGCCCGCCAUCGACCAAAUCAACAGAGCCUUCCAAUGAAUAACCUUCAAUCUCCUCAACAAGUCACAACCUCUGUUGGUCAAUCUAGCACCGCUGAGUCUCCCAUCAGUGUCCGCCCGUCCUAUCGUCAUUCCUUGGAUUUGAAGUACUUUGAAGGCCCGCAGGAUGGUACUGCUCAAGUGACAUCCCCACCAAAGCACGUUCAAGCUACCCCACCUAAGCUUCAAUCAUCCUACUCUGCCAACGACAUCCCGACGGUUCGCACAUCUACGAACGGCAUGCAGAACAACAACAAUACUCCUAAUUCGCACGCUCAACAACACUUGCACAAUCAUAACGCUAGCUUGGGUCGCAUCCCACCAAAUGCCAUGAACAGACUUAGUCGUGAAAUGACUUCUGGAGACAAUGGCACUUUGCGUGAGGCUCAGAAUGGCUAUCAGUCGAUCCAGUCUGCCCUGCAAGCCAGUGCUGCACCUUUUGGUCCAGCUUUGACACAAGGCAUGUCUCAAGCUCAGAUGUCACCAGCUGUAACUUCUCCAACCGGCCAACAAAACUACCCUACACCAGUCCAGGGCUAUUAUAAUAAUUAUGGUAUGCAUAUGAUGAGCUUGGGAAUGCAGAACAUGCAACUUGGUCAACAAAUGUAUCCUCCCCAAAAUUCGUACAACAACUAUGGCAAUCCGAUGUAUCAACAACACAAUGGUGGACAGAGAGAUAGUCAAGCACGAGUCAUUCAACAACGCCGUCAAAAUGAUGGGGAAGCAAUGAACCGUUUUGCGAACGUAGCAUUAGAGCAGCUUGGUGGCGAGAUAUACGCACUUUGCAAGGAUCAACAUGGCUGCCGUUACUUGCAAAAGAAAUUGGAAGACCGCAACCCCGAGCAAGUUCACAUGAUCUGGCUCGAGACAAACCAACAUGUCAUUGAGCUUAUGACAGAUCCUUUUGGAAAUUAUCUCUGUCAAAAAUUGCUUGAGUACUGCAACGAUGAAGAACGCACUGUCCUGAUUGAAAACGCCUCGCACGACUUGGUCCGCAUCGCUCUAAACCAACAUGGAACACGAGCCUUGCAAAAGAUGAUCGAAUUUAUCUCUACAGCAGGUCAGGUUCAGACAAUCAUUGGCGCUUUGCGAUAUCGUGUCGUCGAGCUCAUCCAGGAUUUGAAUGGCAAUCAUGUCAUUCAGAAGUGUUUGAACAAACUUUCUCCAACAGAUGCCCAAUUCAUUUUUGAUGCCGUCGGACAGCAUUGCGUUGACGUCGGAACUCACAGACAUGGCUGCUGUGUCCUUCAGAGAUGCAUUGAUCAUGCCUCUGGCGAUCAAAAAGCUUGGUUGAUUAGACAGAUUUCGAACAAUGCUUACGUAUUGGUUCAGGAUCCUUUUGGUAAUUAUGUGGUUCAAUACAUUCUCGAUCUCAACGAGCCUAUCUUCACUGAGCCUUUGGUUGCCAUGUUUGCAGGCCGAGUUGCUCAGUUGUCAAAGCAGAAGUUUAGUUCAAACGUCAUUGAGAAGUGUCUUCGAUGCGCCCAAGAACCUUCCAAGGAUAUGUUGAUUGAGGAAAUGCUCCAGCCUACUCAGCUUGACGGUCUAUUGCGAGACUCAUUCGCCAACUAUGUCAUUCAGACCGCUUUGGACUACGCCAAUUUAAACAUGAAGACACGUCUCAUUGAGGCCAUUCGACCCCACCUGCCAGCUAUCCGCACCACCCCUUAUGGUCGCCGCAUUCAAGCUAAAAUUCAGGGCAAUGAAAACCGUGGAAAUACCUCGACUGGUCCCACCACCCCUAACGAUAACGAGACUGGUCAACUUGCUACUCGUCACCAACGUGGCAUGUCAAAUGUAUCAGCCGGUCCUUUUGUUAGCUCUCCUGGAGGUUUUCCAAAUGGUAUUGGUUCUGCACCCAUAACCAAUGGUUUACCUCUUCCCGCAAUUCAAUCUCCAACUCAACAAGGAGCUGGCUUUCCACCAAACAGUCGCCUUACUUCACCUGCCGCUGCUCAUCCAUACAAUUAUGGUAGAGCUGGCGCUCAGCCUGGCACUCAACCUGGAGCAGGUAGUGACUGGUUUUAAUCCCGAACUUUCAAUAUUAAAUUUGGUUGAAAUUUCGGCAUGACGAUACGAUUUCAACGCUUGUAACGGUACGAGGAACGAUAUUCAUUUUCGAAUCAGUCGAUGUUCCAGUUCAUCUAGCAUUUAUUCAUUAUUGAGUCUUUUGAUGGGAUUUCAAUCUUGCAUAUAAGCUCUCUGGACAGUUCGUCUUCUAUGGUUGUAUUCACAAACGAUUUUCACGGCCCUUUGUUACAUUAGCAUCAUUCUAGAGGUAUUGCAGUCGUGCAUACCUGUUUCUUUUCAAUUUCAAUUGGCGAUAGCGUGCAUCACGGAAGCAAAAUUUUCCCGCGAGUCUUCAGCCUUUUUGUACCAUAGCAGCUUGAUCAAAAAAAGAUCUUAGCAUGAUUCAAUAUGACACCUUCUAUCUCUAGCGCAGGGUACAAUAUGAGCGACUGCGCAGCUCGACUUGUACCUGCAUUGGCCGCGACAAUAGACUCGAUUUUCCUUGUUCUUUGGUUUCCUAGCGGUGGUUUUCUGGUUCUAGUUACUCUUUGGCGUGUCAAUUGGUUUUUUCACUUGAUAGUCACGAGCAGACAUCUUGUGCCCACACCUUUCUUCUGCAUCUCUCUUCUCUACAUCGUGUUGUCCGAUGGGAAGAAAGGCUCUUUUUGUAACCCCCAAGGCUUCUUUUCUUUUUCUCUUCUUUCUUUAGCUAGCUCGGCGUAUGUUAUUGCAUCGUCUGUUUCCAUUUACGCACGAAUCAAAAAUGUGCUUUAUCUGAUGGGUAAAUGGUUCAUUUAAAGCUUUCUAAAGAUUUUCUGACAUUAUUUCUUUCUUUUCUACUGGACUGGCCAUGAGCCUUGACUUCGAAGAAAAGCAGAAAAAAUUUGUAACUAGAAAGCAAUGAGGAACAA